Molecule: messenger RNA, 1608 nt
Organism: Penicillium alfredii
Lineage: Eukaryota; Fungi; Ascomycota; Eurotiomycetes; Eurotiales; Aspergillaceae
Product: Mis12-Mtw1 family protein
Exons: 6
Coding region: 1-1608 (535 amino acids)
Biological process (GO): cell division; mitotic sister chromatid segregation
Cellular component (GO): MIS12/MIND type complex
Source: RefSeq, a predicted model, not a curated record
AUGACCAUCGCGGUCCUGGCGGCCACCACGACUAAGACGAAGCGUCGUGAACCGCUGGGGACGAUUGGGAUGGCGGCUUCUCAGGCGCAAUCGCGUCCUGCGUCCUCUGCGUCGGGCCGAAGUCGAGGGGAACGGAGGACGACACGUCUGAGUGCGACUCAGCAGGGACUCGAAGAGGACACGGGCAAGGAUGCGAAACGAAAAGCUGACUACGAGGAAGACGAGGAAGGGUUUCAAUUCUCUCGAAUGCCGUCCAAGAAGUCCAAGCCAUCAGUCGAACCAGUUCCCGAACUCCCCCUUCAGAUGCAGAGAACGCGCGUCCAAAACCCGCCAGCAAAAGAGGCAGCCGCCGAGCCUGUGAAUAGGAGACCGACGAGGGGGGCCGCAAAGACCGCAUCCACCGAAACAGAACCUCAGUCAGCAAAUGCCUCUCGCUCAUUAAGGAAUCGCGAUCCCCCAGAGGUGCCACCCGAAGAGAAGAAGCGGAAGAAGGGUCGGCCAGGAAGGCCCAAGGUUUAUGAACCAGAACCGAACGGAUUCAAGUCCCCGGAGCAACCAACAGCAGGCACCAAAGUAGCGCUGCCCGCGGCUGAUACUCCGGUCAUUCAACGGAACAAGGAAUUGAGGGGAGGGAAUAAACCAGAAAAGGGGCGACGGCGAAGUAGUUUGGGGAUGCGGGGGCGAAGAGCCAGCUCCUUGAUUGACUCGGGGACAUCCAACGCUUUACCCCAUAGAGAGGUCGGCACUGCUGACUUCUAUAAGCACAUCGCCGAUGAUGGGCUCUCUGAGCCACGGAGGAUGCGACAACUGCUGAUCUGGUGUGCGACACGCGCGAUGGGAGACAAGCCGUCAGGGUCUCACUCGGAGGACCAAAGUGCCCGAUUAGCAGCGCGUGUGAUUCAAGAAGAGCUGUUAAAAGAAUUCUCGUCCAACUCGGAGCUCUCCAACUGGUUUGAUCGCGAAGACGUGAACCCUCCUGCAGUAGUCGUCAAGAAGCCGAAUCCGCGGAACGUGCAGAACACCGAUAAGAUCAAGGAGUUGGAACAGCAAAUACAAAAACUUCAACGAGAAAGGCAUGCUCUAAAUGCACUGAUCCGACAGCCAACGAUCCCACGCAUCGAUGCAGCACCCGAUGCACAAUCCGACCUGCCCAAGACGCAACGACCUGCCUCGAAAUCAAAGCGCGACCCCAUCGAUCCCUCCCUCCUCGACGCCUCCCAGCACGCCAUAUUGGCACUGCUGGAUCCCUCCACUCAGUCUCCGGAAGGAGAUUCAUCUACCUCUCCCGCUCCUCAACCACCUUUAACCCCCUCAGCCGUUUCAUCACGACUAUCCCGGAUCACCACCGGCCUCGCACCCACGCUUGAUACCUUUGCAGCCGGCAUGCACGACAUCGAAUUAUAUCGCGCCACAUCCGAUACCGUGUCCUCGCGAAUACUGCACGUCUGUGCACGGCGCCUAGAAGAGCGCGACGCACACAACACCCAGCGGCGACUCGCAAUUGAAGGCAGCGACAGCGAGAAAAGGCCACGCCAUCCAACCACCGCCCCGCCCCGCCAGGAUCUGGGUCUGAUCCUGGGCGCGCUGAGUCGAGUCGAGCGACGAUGA